Didymodactylos carnosus is the source of this 546-nucleotide messenger RNA. The record is from the annotation of a GenBank genome assembly. Lineage: Eukaryota; Metazoa; Rotifera; Eurotatoria; Philodinida; Philodinidae.
AUGCCAGUACUGAUCAGAGUUCUAAAUGUAUGGAACGUGAAUUUCUGUUUGGUAAAUGUCCUGCGCAAAGGAGACUAUAUUUGCGGUACUUUUUAUCAAAAAGACAUGCAAUCCGAUAUUCAUGCACGAACAACUCGUAAAAUUUUUCGCCUAUUGUCCAAAUCAUUCGACGAACAAUAUACCAUAAUGAAAGAGGACCCAAUAAUUUGCAAAGAGAAUGUUUUAGAACCGGAUGUCGUAGUCGUUGAGUACGAUGACGUAAAUACUGUUGGACAUCCACAGUAUGACAAAGUGCGUCUCUUAAUUGAGGUUUCAUUAACUUCAUUAAAAAAGGCCCUUGAUCGGAAGGUUCCCAUAUAUGCUGAUUGUAACAUUAAAGAAUUUUGGAUUGUCGAUUUAAAUUCGCAUGUUAUUCAUGUACAUCGUCAACCAAAUAUCAGUACGGGUCUCUAUGAUGAAGUACAAACAUACAGUCGUGGAGAAAGCAUAUCACCCCACUUUCUCUUUCCACGCAGCGAUUUUGAUGUCAAUAGUCUAUUAUUUUAA